Anopheles marshallii is the source of this 1950-nucleotide messenger RNA. RefSeq names its product protein disconnected-like. Lineage: Eukaryota; Metazoa; Arthropoda; Insecta; Diptera; Culicidae. The coding region runs from base 10 to 1950 and encodes 646 amino acids. The record is from RefSeq and is a predicted model, not a curated record. Gene Ontology annotation, molecular function: DNA-binding transcription factor activity, RNA polymerase II-specific; DNA binding. Gene Ontology annotation, biological process: neuron differentiation; central nervous system development; regulation of DNA-templated transcription. The transcript has 3 exons.
GUAUUCAAAAUGAUACAUCAUCAGCCGACGAAGUAUCAUCAUGCAAACCCACUAACACACUUCCUGAAUCUUCACACAUCACACGCAACAGCGGCCGCUGCAGCAGCUCUGGCACUGGCUACCGACAGCUUAGGGCAUGGGCACGGUCAUCAUGUUCAUCAGCAAAUAGGACCGGGAGUGGUCGACCCUCAGCAACAUUUGCAUUCGGUAGUAAAUGCUCCAGCAUCUCACCAACCGCUUCAGAACAGUCAUCAUCAGCCACGACGCACAGAGGGAUCUCGAAAUAGUCUCAGCAGGGCGGGACAUCGUGCCAGAUCUUCCCAAGGUUCCCGAACGGACGAGGAGGAGGAACAGGAUGAGAGUAGCAAUGAUAAAAGCUUUCUUGGGGAACUAGGGGCACAUGAGCUUAAGAACGAGGCGUUCGAUUCAACGGCGGAAAUGUGUCAAGUAGAAGGUGGCAGUGAGUCGGAGAACAAUAUCGACAUCGAUGUUGACGAUCCUGAUCCACGUGCGACUGAAGGCCACACGUCUCAGUGUGUUAGAAACGAACGAAAUGCGACGGACAGCGUGACGGAAUCGGAUACGCUAAAGAGGAGGCCGUCUGUCAGUGAGCAGGAAGAUAACGAAGACGAGGAAAUCGUUAUCGAUGUCAAGAGUACACGCAAAGAAUCUCAGGAAAUGGAUCCAACGGACCGUAGGGCAUGUGCAAGCCCUUGCAACGAAUCCGCCACAGCCGUGCUCGAUACGGACAGCUUCGUGGGGAAAUCAUUUACGAUCGCGGCCAUUUUGGGGUUGCGGAAGAAACAGGAUGAGGCGGCGGCAGCUGCAGCAGCAGUUGCCAGUGAGUACAAUGACGGUGUAAUGAACCUUUCCACCGGUGCUGGAUUCCAACAGCAGCAACGCGUUGCUGCAGCGGCCGUAGCAGCUGCUGCAAUGGGACGUUUGCCGCUCGUAAUGGCGGCGGCAGCUGCCGGCAUGGAGAAACGCGACCGUGCCGAUAGUGUGGACAGCGUGGAUACAUGUGGCGGACCACUCGGUUACGGUGCCCAGCAACCACCGGGCAGCGUUGCAGGAAACGGUCCAUUAACCGCACUGCAAAACCUUCAUCAACUACCCGCAUUGCAUGGUGCUGUUGGUGGUAGUUUUGCCGGUUUUCAUCCAUCCGGUGGAGGUGCCGGCAGUGGGCACCCAGCAGUACAUCAACAACCGCAUCUGCAAGGUCAUCAUCCGCAUCAACACCAUCAUCAUCACCAACAUCAUCCGCUGCAUCAUCAGGUCAGUCCACACUUUGCUGCUCAUCAUCACUUCCAUCACCACCAGAGUCAGCAACAGCAGGUAGCCCAACAUCAACAGCAGCCGUCGCAACAGCAGCUUCAGCAACAUGCAGCAGCACACCAACAACAAAUUGCCGCGGGACAUCAUAUGUCGCUUGGACCACAUGCGCACCAUGGACAGAACCAUAAUAGGGAAAAGUUUAAAGAAUUAGGUAAGAAAACAGCAUUGUCCUCAUCGGCGGCAUCACUCAAAAGUAAACGUGUACGUACGAUAUUUACGCCCGAGCAGCUGGAACGUCUUGAGGCUGAGUUCGAACGUCAACAGUACAUGGUGGGCCCGGAACGUCUAUACCUAGCUCACACGCUCCAGCUAACGGAGGCACAGGUUAAGGUAUGGUUCCAGAACCGGCGAAUCAAAUGGCGCAAACAUCAUCUGGAAAUAACGCAGCAGCGGUUAGCGUUGAUACGCCAGCGACAGAUAGCUAGUGGAGUUCCUAUUCCUGCGGGCGAUGGGCAGCCCCAUCACGCACAGCAACAACCGCAGCAACAACUUCAGCAACAGCUGCAGCAAAGUGGAAUGAGUGGUGGUCGCAUACUGAAUACGAUCGAUUCUCCCGAGCUAACGAUAUGUACCGAUUCGAUGGAAGCGCGCAGUAUCAGUGAUGGAGACGAUUAG